Molecule: messenger RNA, 2768 nt
Organism: Cervus elaphus (red deer)
Lineage: Eukaryota; Metazoa; Chordata; Mammalia; Artiodactyla; Cervidae
Product: cytochrome c oxidase assembly protein COX18, mitochondrial
Exons: 6
Coding region: 95-1120 (341 amino acids)
Biological process (GO): protein insertion into mitochondrial inner membrane from matrix; mitochondrial respiratory chain complex IV assembly
Cellular component (GO): mitochondrial inner membrane
Molecular function (GO): membrane insertase activity
Source: RefSeq, a predicted model, not a curated record
CCCACUUUACGCAUGCGCGUAGCGGCCUCGGAGGAGCGGUGCGAGCUCCGCAGGUCCGUAAGGCCGGCGUUUCGGGCACAGCCUCCGCGCAGAGAUGCUGUGCCGGCUCAGCGUUAGGUGGCUGCGGCCCCGGCCUGCCCUGCGAGUCCGUGUCCUGGAGCCAUCGCUCGCACGGGCCCCCGCGGGCGGCGCCAAGCGCUCCGCUCUGCCAGUGUGGGCGGUGGCAUCGGUCUCCACAGUUGGCCCGAGCGGCGCGGGAGGCUGGUACGAGGCCUUGGCUACGUCGGCGCCGGUACAGGGCGCAGAGGACGUGCUGCUCUUGGCCCACACCGCCUCGGGCCUGCCCUGGUGGGGUAGCAUUCUCCUCACCACCGUGGCCCUGCGCGGGGCCGUCACGCUGCCCCUGGCCGCCUACCAGCACUACAUCCUGGCCAAGGUGGAAAAUUUGCAGCCAGAAAUAAAAAACAUUGCACGACAUCUUAACCAAGAAGUUGCAGUUCGUGCACAUCAGUUGGGAUGGUCCAAGAGAGUUGCCAGGCUCACUUACCUAAAGACUAUGCGGAGGCUUGUUUCAGAGCUCUAUGUUCGGGAUAACUGCCACCCCUUCAAAGCAACUGUGCUGGUCUGGAUUCAGCUUCCAAUGUGGAUCUUCAUGUCUAUCGCUCUCCGAAAUUUUAGCACAGGGGCAGCGCAUUCAGAAGCAGGUUUUUCUGUUCAGGAGCAGUUAACUACUGGUGGGGUCCUGUGGUUUCAUGACCUCACUGCUCUGGAUUCCACUUGGAUUCUGCCUGUUUCCGUUGGUGUCAUCAAUUUAUUAAUAGUGGAGAUUUUUGCUCUGCAAAAACUUGGAAAGGCUCGUUUUCAGAAGUAUGUUACUUACUUUGUUCGUGCACUGUCAGUGUUGAUGAUUCCAAUCGCGGCGACAGUACCUUCAUCAAUCGUCCUCUACUGGUUGUGCUCCAGCUUCAUGGGCCUUUCACAGAACUUGCUGCUCCGUUCUCCUAGAUUUCGCCAACUCUGCAGGAUCCCGUUGACCAAGUUAGAUUCAGACACUCCUUAUAAGGACCUCCUGGCUGCCUUUCACUCCAAAUUCAUUUCAAGAAAACCACGUACUUUAUAGUAAUUUUUGAAACAAUUACAGGUUUCACUGUUAAUGUAUUUAGAAGAUUUAGAACUUCAGAUAUGAUUUAAUUUGCUUUUGUUUAAAAUCAUGAGCUCUGUGAAGUACUGUGGAUUAAGAUACAACCCAGAUAUAUAUAACAAUACUUAAAAUCUUUUACGUGCUGAACAUGUAGUAUAUUUAAUUGUAUGCUAAGACUGUAAAAGUGGAAUCAAAGUGUCAGGCCCUGUUUAUAAAAUUACAACUUGCUAGAGGUUCCAGAACUUUGGAGAACAGGACCAGAAAAGUUUAUAAAAUAAGAUAAUCCAGUGAGGUGAUUUCUAAAAUUUGUAGGAUGUGGAGGAUCAUAGACCUGUUUGAUCUUUUAAUAAAGCCAUGGUUUUCUCUUCAGAAAAGUCCUUGAAACACAAAUGGAGGCCUUUAUUAAGCCUCCCUCCCAACUCCUGAAGGCCUUCUGGUAAUUCCUGGUUAAUAAUUCCAUUCUAAUGGAACAAGUUAAUGUAUGAUUUUAAAAUGAAAGGGACUUGAGAUACAUGCUGUGGAGUAGUCCACACAUGUAAGAAAGUACCUAACAUGGUAGGUGGUGAUGCUUUUCAACUGUGCUCUGAAAGAAUAUAAGAAGUGUACGUUCCUGUCUCUCUAAUUUAGGAAGUCUGCAGUACAGGGCAUGGCACUGAGUGCUGCUGGAGCCCAGAGUGGACAGUCUUAGGCUAAUCAUAGAGAACGUGAAGGGACUCAGUGUCUCUGAGAACCUGUUAAGUAAGCGAAAAUUUUGUAUUAGGGUCGAGAUAAUGCUAGUCAGGAGAUUUCUUUAGACCUGUAUGUCUUGAUGUGAUAAUACAUAACAUUAAGUUGGUCUGAGAAUAUAUAUUACCAAAUUCAUAAUUUCAUAGCUUAAAAACGAGCCAAAUUUUAAAAGCUUAAAUGAUCAGGAUAGUAUUUAUCAAGUUUUAAUAAUAAUUACUGAAUACAUGAAAAUACAUUAGUUUCAAUGUUCAGUUAGUCAGUUCAGUUGCUCAGUCGUGUCUGACUCUUUGUGACUCCGUGAACCACAGCACGCCAGGCCUCCCUGUCCAUCACCAUCUCCUGGAGUCCACCCAGAGCCAUGUCCAUCGAGUCAGUGAUGCCAUCCAACCAUCUCAUCUAUCAUCCCGUUAUGUUACUAGAAGUUAAAUAGUACAUGAAGAAUCAGCUUAUUCAGCCAGAAAGCAUGCAUCUGAACAGCAUGUCUUCAUUCAUUAGAGAUGUAAUUGUUGAUCACAUGAUUGUGAAAUAGGAUUAUUUUGCAGAAUUCUGGAGAUGGAGUUGUUUGAGUCUUUUCUGUAAUCUCAAAGUACAGUAGACCCUUGUCUGUUGUGGGCCCAAAGCCACAACCAUUAAAAGCUUUGAACUGUCAGCAGCUGGAAUCCCAACAAACUGCUGGAUCAAACUUCACUAGCUAAGAACUUACAUAGCCAUGGGAGGGAAUGAUUCCGUGAUUCCUGUACAUAAUAACUGGCCUGCCAUCAUUUGUGGAAUACAGUCUAAAAGUAAAAAGGACUGUUAAAAAUCUUUGAACUUUAUUUGGUAAUUGUAUGGCCCUUGUGAGUAUUGUGUUUCUGUUUUGGAACUCUUAUUCUCAGAUGAAGUAAAGUGAUAUUUACUGGUA